UCCAACUUUUAUUCUUCCAUGUUCAAUCCUUUCUUCUUUUCUCUCUCCAGUUGUUAAUCCGCUCCUCCUCCUCCUCCUCCGCCUCCUCCUCCUCCUCCUCCUCCUAUUCACUUUCCACUCCCUACUCCUUCUCCUACCCCCCCUACUCCCCCUACUCCCCCUCCCACACCAUCAACAACACCGACACCUCCUCCUCCGCCUCACCCGAAUUCUACUUCCAAUUCGAUCACCACUACGCCCACUCCCCGCCUCCAGAGCCCCUUGACUCCCUAGCAUCCCUAGACUUCCCAGUACCCGCAAGGGCCGCCUGGGAUCUCCGCCGCCGUGCCCGUAUAAACAGCCUGGGAAUGCGAAUCACGGAUGUUGACAAGAUCAAACAGCACCACCACAUGCGCAACUCGCCCCCGUUCCAGCCUGGUGAGCAGCGCGCUGCCCAGAAUGCGCUGCCCUCGUUCCAGCAGCUCCUGCAAAACGUCCGCGAACCCUCGCCGCCACGAACGCCUUCACGGAGGAACGGUUCAUCGAUGGAGAGCUCGCCCGUGGCUUCCGUACCCCAAUUCGAAGAAGUAGCUUGGUCCGAUGUCAAGCGCAGGCGACCCGACUCGGUGCUCGAUAUCCACCACCACCACCGAUCGUCGAAUGCGUCGGAAUACCAGCCCUCGUACGACUCUCGCCGUGCCAGCACCAUUGACCCUGCGCUCUCUUCGGGGUUCAGCUCACCACGAGGCCAUCAUUCAUCCCGUUCAUCGUCAUCGGUGCAUCCAACGGCCCCAAGCCACCACCACCGCCCGAGUCUCCCGUACCCGCCCCCGCCCAUGAAUCCCGCGGCACACGCACGUCACCAGUCUUCACCUGUUCCUCACGGACACAUGGGACCCUCUCCGUAUGGCACGGUGGUGGCCGGCUACCACCAGACAGCGCAUGCUACCCCAUAUGAUCACCGGCCUAGCUACUAUGUAGAGCCUCAGCAACCUUCACACGGCCACCCGUACGAUAGGCCCCCUAUGCCAGAUACAUACUACGGGCGUCCGCUAUAUGCAGGACCACCUCACGCUCCUUUUGAUCCAUACGCGCAGAACCCGAAUCAAUACAACUUCACUUUCCAGUCUACCCUGGGUGUCGACCCCAAUGCCUACAACCGAAAGCGCCGAGGAAAUCUUCCCAAGGAGGCGACGGGAAUUCUCAAGGCGUGGUUCGCCGCCCACCGCGAAUCUCCCUACCCUACGGAAGACGAAAAGAUGCAAUUGUGCCAGCAGACGCAGCUCACGCUGAACCAAGUGUCGAAUUGGUUCAUCAAUGCCCGGAGACGGGCUCCACAGAAGGAGCAGCGUGACGCCCAGGAGAACACCAAUGAGGACUAGCCGUCCCGAGGCUCGGUUCUCAGGACGGCAUGCCCUUUUCUCUUGCUUACUUCGAUUCGACGACGGCUGCUCCCUUGGCGAAAAGCCCAGGCCUUUUUUGCGACUGGCAUCUUGUA
Pleomassaria siparia CBS 279.74 is the source of this 1477-nucleotide messenger RNA. Lineage: Eukaryota; Fungi; Ascomycota; Dothideomycetes; Pleosporales; Pleomassariaceae. The record is from the annotation of a GenBank genome assembly.